Messenger RNA from Fundulus heteroclitus (mummichog), 2712 nucleotides. It is a transcript of the gene sgcb, whose product is annotated as sarcoglycan, beta (dystrophin-associated glycoprotein). Lineage: Eukaryota; Metazoa; Chordata; Actinopteri; Cyprinodontiformes; Fundulidae. The record is from RefSeq and is a predicted model, not a curated record. Gene Ontology annotation, cellular component: sarcoglycan complex; sarcolemma. The coding region runs from base 199 to 1131 and encodes 310 amino acids. Gene Ontology annotation, biological process: muscle organ development. The transcript has 6 exons.
GGCUAAUAGGAAAGCAGUGCGUGUUGUCUUUGGUUAGGCUCUUCACAGAGUUUCUAUUUAAAACAUUACAGGGGAAUUAUCCGCCUGUCCGCAGCUCAGCGCGGACCUAUCAUCCACCUUCGUCAGCGAAGGUUGGUCCGUCCUCGGCUCUGCCACCAGCAGCAGCAGCAGCAGCGGCGCACAGGAGGGAGGGUCAACAUGGCGUCCGAGGAGGAGAGCUCCAACGGCCCUGUGAAGAAGUCCAUGCGGGAGAAGGCCAUAGAGAGGCGCAGCGUCAACAAGGAGCACAACAGCAACUUCAAAGCGGGCUAUGUACCCAUAGAAGAAGAGCGUCUUCAUAAGACGGGGCUGAGGGGACGCAAGGGGAACAUGGCUGUGUGCAUCAUUGUGCUCCUCUUCCUUCUCGCCUUGAUUAAUCUCAUUAUCACGCUGGUGAUAUGGACGGUGAUCCGGAUCGGCCCGAACGGCUGCGACAGCAUGGAGUUCCACGAGAGCGGCCUGCUGCGCUUCAAGCAGAAAGCCGACAUGGGAGUCGUCCACCCUUUGCACAAGAGCACGGUGGGAGGCCGCAAGGACCAGGACCUGGUCAUCGUGGGUAACAACAAUCCGGUCGUGUUCCAGCAAGGCAACACUAAGCUGAGUGUGGAAAAGGACAAGACGUCUGUCGUCAGCGACGUGGGCAUAUCCUUCACGGACCCUCGCACGCAGUCAACGUUCUUCAGCACAGACUUUGAAAACCACGAGUUCCACCUGCCCAAAGGGGUCAAAGUCCUCAGCGUGAAAAAGGCGUCCACUGAAAGGAUCACCAGCAGCGCAGCGUCUGAUCUGAACAUCAAGGGAGACAGCAAGGCCAUCAUUCGCGGCAAUGAGGGCGUGAACAUCAUGGGCCGCACCGUAGAGUUUAAAAUGGGCGGGGACAUCGAGCUCAGGGCUGAGAACAGUAUCGUGCUCAAUGGGUCGGUCAUGUUCAACGCUACACGCAUUCCCAGCUCCACAGACGUGACCUUCAACGACGGCCUGGAGAGGUACAAGCUCUGCAUGUGCGAAGACGGGACGUUGUUCCGCGUUCUGGUGAAGUUUCCGAACAUGGGCUGCCAGAUCUCAGACAACCCGUGCGGGAGACCUCACUAGCCCCGCCUGGCCCAACCGGUCGGUCCGCACGGAAAGCCCAACCAACCUGGUUUUGGUCCGACGCCGAAAACUGAGUUUACCAGACAGCUGAGGAGAGCUGUGUCUGCACUGUUACAAAUCAUCGCCCUCCGCCCAAAGAUAUUACUGUAGACGGUUAAAAAAAAACGAACGUGGCGUUUUAUUCUUAGAUUUGUCCACCUCUAUGCUAAAUUCACAAAAACUAUUCUAAACAAUGCUUCACGAUGAAGGGUGAUGCCACGGUUUACCCUGCUCGUUUGUGGCAAUCAGAAACUGCAGUAUUUAUUUUCUGCGUCAUCAGACGUUAAUUCACAAAAGGGUUUGUCUUAAAAGUUUUGACCGGCUUCAUUGAGACGUGAUAAUUAUGACAAUAGUGCUACUUAAACAAUGUGCAGAAGCCGAGCUCGCCGCCAUUAUGUAAGACAGGCUGUUGUUGUCCUCUGUAGUGCUCAGUGAGAGAACUUCUCUUUCUGCACCCGUUCAGCUGUUUUUGAUGCACGUGCCAACGGAUUUAAAGGGAUGGACUGUAAUUUAUAUCGUACCUGGAUUGCAGAGCUUUUCUACUGCAAACAAAGCCAAAUUGUAAAACAGUGAGAGCGUGCGCUAAGCUACGGUGCGGAUGAAGCGCCUUGCAAAAGUAUUCAUACCAGUUGAACUUUUCACACUUAUCACCUUACAACUGCAAACCUUAAUGGACCUCGUUAGGACUUUAUGGGAUAGUUUGAAAUACCUUAGCAAUACCUAGUAGAACUGCUGUUCACUACAAGUACAGCUGUGUGCCUUCACGGGGUUUGUUUCCACCAGCGUGAGACUGAAUCUUUUGCCCGUUCUUCUUUGCAAAACAGCUCAAGCUCAGUCAGAUUGGAUAGAGAUUCUCUGUUAGAUUAGGCUGUGAACAAAAGAUUUUCACCGGUAUAUGCAGUGUUGUUAUUGUUGCUUUUUUUUUUUUUGCCAGAAACUGCAUUUUGCAUAUAGACCAAAAAGUUCACUUUAGGUCUCAUCUGACCAGAUCGCCUGCUUCCUCAUGUUAACUGUGUCCUUGUGGCACUCUGCGAACAGCACAUAAAGUCUAGACUUGCCAAGUGCACUCCUAGCUGGCUCUAAUUACUGCUUCAAUGACAUCUGAAGCUGACUUGUUGGUACUGGACUUUAUUUGAGAUUUGUAUUUGGAAAAUCAAUAUCAUCUAUUGUUUUCCUUCCGCUUCACAAUUAUCUGCUACUGUGCCUCAGGACAAGUCUAUCAAAUAGAAUCCCAGUAAGAUACAUGGAGGUUUGUGGUCGGGACAUGACAGGAAGUGGAAGGCUCAGCCGGCGGGAAUACUUUUGCAAGGAGCUGUAAAAUGCUAACUUCUUGACAAGCUAAGAGAGUUGAAAGUGGAAGCUCGAUGGAGUGGUUUGAAUUUUGUGCAAUAUAUUAUAAAAAGUUGAACCUUUGCUUUGGAUUUCUGUGCCCUGCUCUGCAGCAGUAUUGAUGAUGCUGAAACAGUUUGGAGCAGUUUGCAGACUUGUUGCUUUGGGUGAGAAAUAACAGUUUAUCAUGUUUUGAAAAAAAUAAAUAAAAUU